GAAAGGGAUUACGAUAAAGGGAACUAGAAAUUUUUUUUAAAAAAAUUGAGGAAGUUGCAAAUUGCAACCUUGCCUUGGAAGUUACAAAUUUCCUCCUACCCUUGCUGAAUCAGAGCAAACGCCAAAAAAAUCUCCAAAAACUUUAGGGGGGUUUUAUAAUUCUACAUUUUUUAAUUGUUCUGGACUGGAAGGGUGGAUACCAUUUUUACUUAUUCUACUUCAACUUCUCCCUGCCCUUUUUUAUUAAUAACUAUUCCCAAUCCAAACGCCAACACUUUCCCCAUUUUAUCUUCUCUUUGGACCUUUAGAGUCUGGUUUCGCGUAAUUUGUCAGCUUUUGGGAUCUUCUUCGUUUUCUGGCCCGGUCGCCAAUACCCUUGAUACAUUUCAAAGUCGGCACAUUGCCGCACCUGAGUGUUCGCCAUGGCCUCAUCCAAUACCGGCAAGGCUGGAGUAAUUAGAGCUCCUGAAGGUGCCGGGAAAAUGGAUCAACUUGCGCAUGCUGUCCUUGACGAUUUGCUCUACAAUAUCGUUCACGAUUUAUUAAUGCAGACGCACCGAGAGGAGAAGAUCGCACGCGCCUCAACCGCCGCAAUUCGCGUCGAGAAGCUAGCAGCCGACACCUCAGAUUCCUCCGCCCCCGACGCUCGACCAGACGUCAAAGUCGAAACAGAUGCGGCUAUCUACGACGAAGGAAAGGUAUUAUUGAAGGGAAACCCGCUAGCUACCACCAAGGACAUUGUCUGCCCGAGAUGUCACCUCCCAAGAUUACUAUAUCCCACAGAUGGUAAGGGGGCGAGGAAACCCGACCCGAGCAUAAUAUACUGCAAGAAACACCCCUACAUCGACAAGCCCGGCUACGAUAUCUACGGCCAGACGUGGGUUGCACAAGGUCCAGGGAGGGGAAAGAAGAAGAAGGACAUGGAGAAGAAGCUAGAACAAAACUCGGACUCGCAGACGCCAGCCCCAGAGGGAGGAACAGGCGGUGGAGGUGCUGCUUCGCGGCCCCCCAACAUGCUCUCGUUCCCGUCGGCAACCUGCAGCAAGUGCAAGCGCUGCAUCCUGGUUACCCGCUUAAACAAUCAUAUGGGCUCAUGUAUUGGGAACAGCGGCCGUAAUGCUAGUCGUGCUGCCGCGCAGAAGAUUAGCAAUGGCAAUAACGCCAACGGAAACGCCGAUGGGACUCCGCCGUCUAGCCAAAAGGGCACCCCACGUCCGAGCUCCAGAGCCGGCAGCCCUCAUAAGAAGCGAGAUAGCGAUGAGAUAGACGAUGACGAUGAAACGGACAACGACUCGCACAAAAAGAAGAAGUUAAAGCCCACGCCCGCAAACGCGACCAACAAGAAGUUGAUUCUUAAGCAUAAGAAUUCCUCGGGCAACAAGAAAGAAAAAGUCAAGACGAGCUCCUCGUUGAGUGUGGAACAAAAGGUGGACGAUGACGAUGCGGAUGGAUCCACAGUCGAAGUCGCCCCCAAGAAGAAGAUAACGAAGGUGCCUAGCCCAGCCAAGAAGCUGAAAUUGGGAGCGUCUAAACCGCUACUAUCAUCACCGAUGUCCAAGAGCAAUGGCAAAACGUCUGCUCCUAGCGGUGGAGGGGAUGACGAUCGUGAGUCUGAAAGCUCAGGAACACUAUCGUCACCUCCGGUUGUAUAGUCGAGGAAUAAUUUCUCGUCGAGACGUUAGACAAACUACGAUACCCUUUCAUCAUGAACAUGAAACAUCAUAGAUCCAACGAGGAGUUUGGGGGAACUUCCUCGGCCUGGCACCUUCUCAUACUUUGUACACUGGCCACACAUCAUUGCAUUUAGGGGGUUCCGGAGCUAUAGCUAUAGCUAUCUUGACAGCGAGAAAAGGGGGGAAGGUUAGGUAUGUUCUGCAUCUGAUCCGGGGUAGGAACAUCAGGCGUGCAUCAUUAUCAUUAUUAUUAUUAUCAUCAUCAAACUGUACCUUUAGAACGCUUCUUUUGCACAUAUGAAAUCCAGGCCGUUUCAGCGGCUAGUGCGAGGACUUAUUUUUAUAGUUUUCUCGUACAUACCAAUAUACCACGAA
This is a messenger RNA of Daldinia caldariorum, 2048 nucleotides long. RefSeq lists its product as uncharacterized. Lineage: Eukaryota; Fungi; Ascomycota; Sordariomycetes; Xylariales; Hypoxylaceae. Bases 423 to 1652 code for a protein of 409 amino acids. The transcript is spliced from 2 exons. The record is from RefSeq and is a predicted model, not a curated record.